AACAGAGUUCCGGUACGGAACUAGCGUGACAACCAUUUUCAUCGAACGUUUUGGUCUAGUGAGUUUUUUUUAUGCUAAUACACCUUAACUAUAAAUGUGGAUAAACUAAAAAUAUGACAAUUAUCUUAUUUAUACUUUUAAUUUUAUAAUUUGUAAUAUCGUUUGGGUUUGCAAAGAAUUUAUUAUUUAAUAUGGCGGCUUCAAAAUUACUGCAGUAUAUUAUGUAAUAACCUCCGUUAAUGUAAUUGUUACAGCAUGUCCAGAUUAUAGACAGGAGCUCACUGUUGAUUCGUUUAUAUUUUUGUUAAAAUGCUUGAAGUUACUGUGAAAACUUUGGAUGGGAAAAACAAAAAAUUCUCUGUUCCUGAUGAGUAUACCAUUGAGGAAUUCAAGAAAAAGAUUGCAAGUGGAAUAGAAAUUGCUCCCGAGAGGCAGCGUCUAAUCUUUCAAGGAAAAAUUUUACAUAAUGAAAAAAGACUACAAGAUUUUGACAUAAAUGGGAAAGUCAUACACGUUGUCCAAAGUCAAGCUCCACCGCCUGAGAGUUCUACCUCCGAAAGUGCAAGCUCGUCCAACAGGCAAGAUAGACGAAAUAGAAGCCAUCCAAAUGGAAAUGUUCGCGUAUUGGAUGCCUCCACUAUGCAUGAAAUGAUGCAAAACAUCUUUUCAGGAAAUGUGGAUGGCUCUAGAAAUAUUUUCAGAUCUAACGAUGGAAAUCAAGUUGAUGUUCAUGUUAACAUGAGAGUCGUAGAUACUCCACCAGUGAGAAGCGAAGCUUGGGGCAGGCUGCAAGUUGUUAAAAGAAACUUACGAACUGUAACAGCAGUUGUAGAUAGAUUAGAUGACCCAAAUAUAACGGUAGAAGAUCUAGAGCGAGUAGAAGCUCUCACUAUGGCAGAAGAAUUGCAACGAGAGCGUGAAGAAGAUGAAGCAGCAAAUAGACGGAGAGAAGAAGUAUCAGAACCGAGAGAAGAACUGCCAGAGAAUCCCCCAUUGUCGGAGGUAGCCGACGUUCUCGAUGCGAUGCUGGCUGCUCAGUUUCGAUUAAGACCUCAUGUAGAACGAUAUAGAGAUCUCCUUAGGUCUGACAUGGCAUAUGAAAACCCCGACGAAGCCAGGAGAGUACAAGCGCUCACCAACCUCGUCAAUGAGUCUCUUCACGGAUUAAGCCAUGCCUUGCACUCUCUAACCGACCUUAUGGUGAACGUUGAUUCAGCACCUCCACGAGUAGCUCGUGCAACAGCACAACCAGUUCAACCAGUUGCUGCAACAGUUAUUCAACAAACUAUACCGGUAUCAGCUAGCAUAAAUCUUGUUGCAGGAAGGCAAACAUCAACUACGACUCCGACAACUCAAACACCGGUUACAUCUAGUUCAUCAGAGGGGCAGACGCCUACCCCUACCACAGCAACCAGCUCCACUACUCGUAAUCAACCCUUUGUUACUUACUCCGUUGGUCAACCUACUUUUGCUGUUGGUAGUAUGUCAUCUCCACCCACAGGGACUUCGGGUACAAGCAGUACUGCCGGAACAGCAACCAGUAACCCUUCCCCUCAAUUACCUGCAUUCUUUCAAAAUAUACUUCGUGGAGUUGGCAUACCAAGAGGCCAAGCAGGAACCAGACAAGCAACAUCGAGAAUACCACAAGCACCACCUACUCGCAGUGCUGGAACUUCGGGAACAACCGCUCCCAAUGUUAGCAAUGCUCCAGAAGACGCCAACUCAAAUCUUCAAACUGGUCUGCAAAGAGCCAGCAGAUUAGUAGAUCGAUAUUUACCGUGCUAUUCAAGAUUUUUCCGAUUAGCACAAGUUCGAGCCAGUGCUGAGCAGAAUGAAGCCAGCGCCCAAAGUACGACAGAAGAUGAUAUUUUUAGUCAAAUAAUUCAAGGAGUAGCAGGAAGUGGUGGGUUGCGCGGGGGUAAUAUUCGUCUUGCAUCUCGCGGAACAAAUACUCGUGGAGAAACUACAAAUAACGCUGGAACAACAACUGGACAAAGUAGGCCAAACCCAACAGGAGGAACAUCGUCAACUGCCAACGAAGUGAGAAGUGGUUCGUCAUCUUCCAGUACAGCGCAAAUGCUGUCUCAGAUAACCCAAAUUAUGCAUGAACAGCUGAAUUCCUCCCGUCAGGAAAUGACGCCGAUAGCCCAACUUUUGAGCGUAGUUGGACAAGAUACUUUUGAAAGUAGAGGUGAAAACACUUUUGUUGACAUGUUUAACAUUUUGCUUCAAAACCUGGGCCUUGUGGAUUUGGUUGGGUUGGUUCAAGGCCAACAUGAGUGUUUGAACCGUGUUCGAUCACACUGGAGGGUAUAUGCUCAAGAGCAGAUAUUACAGAAUGAGCCACCAACUGAGGCUAAUAUGACAAACGCCAUAAAUCGUAUUUUGAAUGAAUUAUCUGAAAUAACUCACUCAAUUGAUACAACUGAGGUCCAUAUUCGAGAUGAAAUUGAUUUUCCGGCCUCUCUACGAGGGUUGACUAGACAUCAUUUGGAAGAGAUGCUUAAAAUUAUUUUAAGUGACGCAGAAAAUGAAAAUCCCAGUUACGGAAAUAUCGUAGGAAAUGCUUUUACUGCUUACGCUCGGCGCCUUAUGACAAUAUGUCGUCAUUCUUCAGCCGAUGAUGCCAGUUUCCAUAAUUUAAUACGCCAACAGGUUACAUCAAUUUUUGCUUCCGGAGUGGACGCUUCAAUGCGAGAUAUGAUGUCAACUAUGGCCACAAUGCAAAUUAAUCAGAUUAUGGCCAAUUCUACUGUUCCAGAAGAAGAAAUUAGGCAAUUUGUAGUAACUAAAACAGACACAGAUGAAUAUAUGAGUUGUGGAGAAGAAGAAGUACAACCAACUGCUAGUUCGUCAAAUGCAAUAAACGAUAAAAUGGACACGGAGCAAUCAACCACAAGGCAACCUCAAACUUUAGCUCCAAUGCCUAGCCCGCCACCACCACCACCACCACCACCACCUCCUCAGUCCUCUAACGAAGAACACAUUAAUAUCGCUUAUGGCUCAGAAGAAUGGCAUUCUCUUGUCGACCGUGAAUGGGUCGAUGUUAUUCAUCGAGAUACUAUAAGGCAAGAGUGUCAGUCACAUGCUACAUCGAAUCAUUUGAGUGACGCAUAUAUAUCCACUAUGCCGUCAAAAAGGAGAAAAAUAGUUGAAAAACAUAAGGAGGACAUGAGAAAACGAUUGUGUAAUGGUCAGAGUCACGUGCGAUUAUUAACGAAUACGCUAGAAACUACUAUUGAAGAGUCAACUCGACGUCCAAUAACAUCUAUUCAGUCUCUGAUGAAUGAUAUCUGCGAAGAUGGUAGUUUAGUUGAAGCCUUCGAAGAAGAUAUAAAAGAACGAUUAAAUGAUCGAUUGGAAAAAGAUACGGAUUUCGAUGGUAGCAGUUUUCCAAAUUCUGAAAAAUGCUUUCGUUCCAAAAAUAGUAACUGA
Dimorphilus gyrociliatus is the source of this 3435-nucleotide messenger RNA. The record is from the annotation of a GenBank genome assembly. Lineage: Eukaryota; Metazoa; Annelida; Polychaeta; Dinophilidae.